CACCUAAAAGUAAAGGCAUAAUAAUAUACUGAAGACUAAAUAAUUUUUAUAAUGUUUAAAGUAUAUUGAGGUAAAUAAGAAGUUAGGGUUCAUUGGACACUUGCUAUUCCUGUACAUUAAAACCAUAGACAAUUAAUUUACUUAUUAUCUAGAGACAUGUCAUAAAUGAAUAAAAUGAUAAAUAGAUAAAUUUUAAAAUACUGUGUAUGUAUAAGGUCUAGUAAAUAUAAUUUUUUUUUAUUAUUUUUGUUUUUUUCAAUAAAUGUCAUUAAUAAUCUGUAUCUCACGUUGUAUAAAUGCGAUCGAUCGGGUUACGCGAUAUGACGUUAAAAAGAUAAGAUUUUGUACCACAAGUAAAAUGACUUUUCAAACAGUUUUAUCGUUGCUACACACAGUAUUUUUUGAGCACACGUAAAGGAGGGACUCCAUCCAAAAAAUUACUUUACAAAAAUGGAGUUUACACCAAUUUCUACUGUGAUGCUGCUUUUAGAAUAAUUGAAUUAUACUCAUAUUCCCGAACUACAACAAUGUGGAUGAAGGUAUGAACGUAAAUAAGUGAAUUAAAAGCGCGGUAUGGGCCAUAAAUAAACAUUUUUUGAAAUUCAGUAGAGCAUAUAAGUUGUGUUGAGAUGAAUGUAUCACAGGACAACGCACUAACGUACGCGCAUGAUUCGAAUUUGUCGCCAAAAAGUCUGAAAUCAAUCUGUGGAGAUUUUUUCUUUGCAAGUAUAUUUAUUCCUUAACAAAUAGUUGCAAAGCGGACAUCGGCCACAGCAGUUUGAAAUAAAAAGUGACGUCACUACACAAAAUUCAAGUUAUUUGCUAAAAUAGUUUACCACUCAAAAUCAAAUAAUUAUGUACGAAUAUGGUGAUAAUUCCGGUGUGAAUGCACAAAAUGCCAACACAAUGGUACCGAACGUUAUGUUUGAUAAUACAAUGUCGGAAUUGGGCAAGAUGCAAGUGCAAGAAGGAGGUAUUUAUCAUUUCAACUCACAGGUUCGCUGUAAAAUUAAUAAAUUUAUAGGUAAUUUGGAUAUGGGAGGCAAUGUCUAUAUUGAGCCUAGAGCAGAUGGAGGUCCGCAGCAAACUAUGCCAAUAUAUGCGAUUGAUGCCAGUGUGCAGCAGUUCGAAAUACCUGAUCCAAUCCUGCGACGCACUUUUGCACGUAAGGUGUUCAUUACACUAGUACUGCAACAUGUACUAACAUUACCGGUGAUUGAAAUUUUCAUACUCUUCUUUGAUCCGAUUUCUCAUCCUGCUAUACAAGGAGUACGCGGCACCAUGUUUUGCCUACUUAUUGCAUUGUACUUUUUUAGUGACAUGCGCCGUUAUCCGCCAGUGAAUGUUAUUGCGUUUGCUACAGUGACUUUGCUACUAGCCGUAGAAGCCGGUGUAUUGGCAACUUGGCUAAACUCACAAUUGGCAAUAUUUCCUCAUCUGAUAGUAAUUGUACAAAUUUUAAGUAUAGUGGCUUAUUCGGAACAAACUCGUUAUAAAUUUACAGUUAUAAAUGCCAUUUUAUUAGUUCUGCUAAUAUCUGUGGCUGGUCACUAUUUUAUAGAGAUAGUAUUUUCCUCAUUUUCAAUGAAUGCCAUUGCAUACGCUCUUCUCUCCCUAACAACUUAUCGCGCUCCAUAUAUCGUUUACGAUAUGCACCUCAUGUUGAGUGGUCAUCAUGGUUAUAAUCUUCAACCACAUGAAUAUAUAUUCGCAGCUACGAACAUUUACGCAGACAUGCCAAAUCUUUUAUGGCGAAUGAUAAAAUUUUUCUUGGUGACACCUUUGAUCAAAAUGUACCAUUUUCUGGUAGGCUGUUGUUCUGCCGAAGUGUGUUAGACAUUUCGGCGUUUUUUAUGUGAAAUGUACAAAAAUAUUUAAUAUAUUGUACGGGUACAAUGCGCCUUAUAUAGUACUAUACUUAAAGAAAAUAUAAAAUUUCAUUAAA
Messenger RNA from Bactrocera oleae (olive fruit fly), 1945 nucleotides. Lineage: Eukaryota; Metazoa; Arthropoda; Insecta; Diptera; Tephritidae. The record is from RefSeq and is a predicted model, not a curated record.